This is a messenger RNA of Lipotes vexillifer (Yangtze River dolphin), 2631 nucleotides long. It is a transcript of the gene EFR3B, whose product is annotated as EFR3 homolog B. Gene Ontology annotation, biological process: protein localization to plasma membrane. The transcript has 22 exons. The record is from RefSeq and is a predicted model, not a curated record. Gene Ontology annotation, cellular component: plasma membrane. NCBI's taxonomy places the organism in Eukaryota, Metazoa, Chordata, Mammalia, Artiodactyla, Lipotidae. The coding region runs from base 94 to 2436 and encodes 780 amino acids.
UGUGGCUGCUGCGGUGCCCUGCGCCCCAGGUACAAAAGGCUGGUGGACAACAUCUUCCCUGAGGAUCCCGAGGAUGGCCUGGUGAAGACCAACAUGGAGAAGCUGACCUUCUACGCCCUGUCAGCUCCAGAAAAGCUCGAUCGCAUUGGCGCCUACCUCUCUGAGAGGCUCAUCCGUGAUGUGGGUCGUCAUCGAUAUGGGUACGUGUGCAUCGCCAUGGAGGCGCUGGACCAGCUGCUCAUGGCCUGUCACUGCCAGAGCAUCAACCUCUUCGUGGAGAGUUUCCUCAAGAUGGUGGCCAAGCUGCUUGAGUCUGAGAAGCCCAACCUGCAGAUCCUUGGCACCAACUCGUUUGUGAAGUUUGCCAACAUAGAGGAGGACACCCCAUCCUACCAUCGGAGCUACGAUUUCUUUGUGUCUCGCUUCAGUGAAAUGUGCCACUCUGGCCAUGAAGACUUGGAGAUCAAGACUAAAAUCCGAAUGUCAGGUAUCAAAGGUCUACAAGGGGUGGUGAGGAAGACCGUGAAUGAUGAACUGCAGGCCAAUAUCUGGGACCCACAGCACAUGGACAAGAUCGUCCCAUCCCUGCUUUUCAAUCUGCAACACGUGGAGGAGGCAGAGAGCCGGUCCCCCUCCCCACUGCAAGCACCAGAGAAGGAGAACCCUGCAGAGCUGGCUGAGAGGUGCCUCCGGGAACUGCUGGGCCGGGCUGCCUUUGGCAACAUCAAAAACGCCAUCAAGCCUGUUCUCGUCCAUCUGGAUAACCAUUCUCUUUGGGAACCCAAGGUGUUCGCCAUCCGUUGCUUUAAAAUCAUCAUGUACUCAAUUCAGCCGCAGCACUCCCACCUGGUUAUCCAGCAGCUCCUGAGCCACCUGGAUGCCAACAGCCGCAGCGCGGCCACGGUGCGGGCGGGCAUCGUGGAGGUCCUGUCGGAAGCUGCUGUCAUCGCCGCCACGGGCUCUGUGGGGCCCACGGUGCUGGAGAUGUUCAACACUCUGCUGAGGCAGCUGCGGCUCAGCAUCGACUACGCUUUGACCGGGAGCUACGAUGGGGCCAUCAGCCUUGGCACCAAGAUCAUCAAGGAGCACGAAGAGCGCAUGUUCCAGGAGGCGGUCAUCAAGACCAUAGGCUCCUUUGCCAGCACGUUGCCUACUUACCAGCGCUCCGAGGUGAUCCUCUUCAUCAUGAGCAAGGUUCCGCUGCCUUCCCUGCAUCACCCCGUGGAGGUGGGGAGGACGGGGGAGAACAGGAACCGGCUGACCCAGAUUAUGCUGCUGAAAUCCCUCCUUCAGGUAUCCACCGGCUUCCAGUGCAACAACAUGAUGUCAGCUCUGCCCAGCAACUUCCUUGACCGCCUUCUCUCCACCGCCCUCAUGGAGGACGCAGAGAUCCGUCUCUUCGUUCUAGAGAUUCUCAUCAGUUUCAUUGAUCGUCAUGGCAACCGUCACAAGUUCUCCACCAUCAGUACCCUCAGCGACAUCUCUGUCCUGAAGCUGAAAGUGGACAAGUGCUCCCGGCAGGACACCAUCUUCAUGAAGAAGCACUCCCAGCAGCUCUACAGACACAUCUACCUGAGCUGUAAGGAGGAAACGAACAUACAGAAGCACUACGAGGCGCUCUACGGCCUGCUGGCGCUCAUCAGCAUUGAGCUGGCCAACGAGGAGGUGGUGGUGGACCUCAUCCGCCUGGUGCUGGCUGUCCAGGACGUGGCCCAGGUCAAUGAAGAGAACUUGCCUGUUUACAACCGCUGUGCCCUCUACGCGCUGGGUGCCGCCUACCUGAACCUCAUCAGCCAACUCACGACAGUGCCUGCCUUCUGCCAGCACAUCCGCGAGGUGAUAGAGAGCAGGAAGAAAGAGGCUCCGUACAUGCUCCCUGAGGACGUGUUUGUGGAGAGGCCCAGGUUGUCUCAAAACGUCGAUGGAGUGGUGAUUGAGCUUCUCUUCCGCCAGAGCAACAUCAGUGAGGUCCUGGGGGGCAGUGGUUACAAUGCAGACAGGCUCUGCCUGCCCUACAUCCCUCAGCUGACAGAUGAGGAUCGCUUAUCCAAGAGGAAGAGCAUUGGAGAAACCAUUUCCCUGCAGGUGGAGGUAGAAUCGAGGAACAGCCCAGAGAAGGAGGAGCGCGUGCCUGCCGAGGAGAUCACCUAUGAGACGCUGAAGAAGGCCAUUGUGGACAGCGUGGCCGUCGAGGAGCAGGAACGUGAACGGCGGCGACAGGUGGUGGAGAAGUUCCAGAAGGCGCCCUUUGAGGAGAUUGCAGCGCAUUGCGGGGCCCGGGCAUCACUGCUGCAGAGCAAACUCAAUCAGAUCUUUGAAAUCACCAUCCGGCCCCCACCAAGCCCAUCAGGAACCAUCACCGCAGCCUAUGGCCAGCCUCAGAGCCACUCCAUCCCUGUCUAUGAGAUGAAGUUUCCCGAUCUGUGCGUAUACUGAAUUCCAAGACACAGCUUCUCGGAGGGCUGGGGCCUGAGGGAGGGGCUCGCCUUCACGCCCACCCCCGACGCCUUGGAGAUCUAACUGGGAUCUCAGAGAAAAAGCACCUUGGACAGCUAAGCAAGGUGGAGCCCUGGGCCCCACUGCCCCCCUCUCAGCCUCCCUGCUUCCUCUUUGUCUUCCCUGAGGGAGAUC